Messenger RNA from Volvox carteri f. nagariensis, 1104 nucleotides. RefSeq lists its product as uncharacterized. Gene Ontology annotation, molecular function: protein binding. The transcript is spliced from 11 exons. NCBI's taxonomy places the organism in Eukaryota, Viridiplantae, Chlorophyta, Chlorophyceae, Chlamydomonadales, Volvocaceae. The record is from RefSeq and is a predicted model, not a curated record. Bases 1 to 1104 code for a protein of 367 amino acids. Gene Ontology annotation, cellular component: plasma membrane.
AUGGGUGGGUACGGCACCUGGGCGCUGGGCGCGGCCUACCCGGAGGCGUUCGCGGCGUUGGCGCCGGUGUGUGGCGGUGCGGCGACUGACCCACGGGUCUCUUCCCUUGCGGCGCUACGUGACAUGCCCAUCUGGAACUUCCACGGCGAGCGAGACAAGGUCAUCCCGAUUUCCGCCAGCGAGGAGGUGUUCCGAGCGCUGGAGGAGGCUGGUGCGGGCCGCGCCGGGUCCGCCAGCGGGUCCGUCCACCGCUUCACGCGCUACAAGGACCUGCAGCAUGACUGCUGGACCCGGGCAUACAACACGGCUGAGCUGUGGAGGUGGAUGCGGGGUAGCCUCAGUCUAGCGCACCCAGCAGUCGCGGCAUUGAUCGCGGUGCGUGACGCCAACAUGAACAAGUCCGCUGCCUGGAGGCGCACGCUGUCGCACUGGACCUGCCCCACGAAUCCCGCUGACUCCGACCAGCCGUGUGACCCGUGCUCCAAAGAUUGGAGCGGGAACUGGGAGUUCAUUCACUGCCGAGGUGCCCAAGGACCGUACGGCGAGGGCUCUGUGGGAAAGUACGACGGCAUGGUCACCAAUGUGCACAUCACCGACCAGAAACUGGACGGACUGCCGCCCCGCGAGCUGUGCGGUCUCAGCCACCUUCGAGAGCUGGAUUUGGACGGCUCAUACUUCAGCGGGCCCUUUCCCGCCUGGACACUCAAGUGCUUCAGUAUGCUGCAGGAGCUCGAUCUAUCGCACAAUAGGCUUACGGGCCCGCUUCCGGCGGAUGUCAGCCGCCUGCCAACGCUGCAAGAAUUCAAGUUUGUGGGGAGCAUCCCAUCCUCCUUCGGAGACCUGCCCAAGCUUCGCGUGCUCCGUUUGGAAGGCAACCGCCUGUCCGGCACCAUCCCCAGCUCGCUCAGCAAGCUGUCGGGAGUGCUCAACGGAUUGGAGCUAGCCAACAACAACUUCCAGGGGGACUUGUCGGCACUGGCGAGUGUAAGGCCCAUGUACGUGAGCAUUCACAACAACCCGGGUCUGUGCGGCAUGGUACCUGCCGGCAUUCGUUUUGCUCACGGCUACAAUCCAAGCAACACACGCCUCGGGUUCCCCUGCUGA